AUGAUUUCAUCAUCUUCCUUCGGAUCUAGCUCGUCCUCAACAGGAUCCAACCAUAACAGCACUGCCUCUUCCUCCCAUCCCUCUCCCAAUCGAUACAACUACCAACAAGCUAUUCGGGAUGGAGCCAUUCGUUCCAUGUUCAUGAAUUAUUUAAAUAAUAAUUUCGGACAGGAACCGUUAGAAUUCAUCGACAGGCUCGAUAUGUACAGAGCCAUGUAUCGAUUUGUUAAUAAUUCUCUGAUGAAACUAAAUAAUAACAAGGCUGAAUCAAAUAACCAUAAAUUGCAACAAACAGUUGUAAAAGGAUCCCAAAAGAAGAGCAAACGCGCUUGGUUAUUCAGUGAUUCUUCCGUUUUCAUCAACCAACAUGAUAUAAAUACACGACAAUCCAUUCAAAAGAGUAUAACAGAGGUCGUGAUUACACAUCCUAACAUGGAGUCCAUCAUCAAAAUCUUGUUUAAACAAGUGAUUGAUAUAUUUACGUUUGGUUUGGCAAAUUUGAGUCAAAACUAUACUGUAUCAGCUCCCUCGUUACACGCUUUCGUUGAGUUGUUUUAUCUUGUAAAAAAGAAUGAUUUACUUGUUGCAGGACAAGAAGAACAAAUGACCGAGAUCAUUAACAGAUGUAAGCCAUUGGAAAAAUACGCUGAUGAUAUGUCAAAGCAGAUUUUGAGAGACGAUCACCCACACGACACAAUGCUAAACGAUACGACGUCACCACAAGCAUCUACCAACGACCUCAGAACACCUAUUAUGUUGAGCGAAAUAUUCAGGAAAUUACAUCCUGUUCACUUGUUGAUUCACUAUGCGAGUGGAGUGCAUUAUGACUUGGCUCUCGAAUUUCACAGCUUUGUGAUCAAUAACAGGAACGAGUUUGAGCAGCACAUUGAGAAGAGAGGAAAAGAUUUCAAAGAGAGUUUAUUAUUGAAUAGAACAGGGCUCGAUUUACAAGAAUCUGAUUUGAGAAAUCCUAAAUUUAAAGAACGUCAUAUUCAUUUGGGUUAUGCAUUAGAAGAAGAUUCUGAGCACUGGGAACAAUUGGCAUUAGACUCUAGUGAGGAUGUGGGUUUACAAUGUUACAUCUCUAAGAAAAAAUAUGUACUUGACCCUUCACGAAAUUUUAAAGGAAUGAAGCUGGUCAAGAUGGUUAUUGAUUUUAAAUUUCCAUUGGAGGAUGUUUGGAGCGUUUAUUGGUCAGGUGAUGACCAUAAAAUUCUUGAUUCACAAGCAUUUACAGAAAAUUAUUGUGUUCAUUACCAACCUCCUUCCAAAAACAAAGUGUCUGAAGAUGGAUCUCAUAGAUUUGGCUUUGUUCUUGGAAGAUCGAUCAUUAAUACCAACGUACCAGUGCUACAAAAGAGAUGUUUUAACUAUUCCAUGACAACUAUUCGAGAUGUAGGUCCAAAUGGUUGUGACACUAUUAUGAAUUUAGGUCACUCAGUCAAUCCAGACGUUGUUGAUGAUAUUUUGGAAGGCCACUUGUCUGAAGAAGACAGACAAAAGCACAAAAAGUAUAUUCUCACCACUGGGCUCUUUUAUCACAUUUUUAUUCGUGUUGGAAACAACCAUACGAAAUAUGUUCAUAUUUGUUAUCUUGACAUGGAUAUUCCUUUUCUGUCAGGAAAACUCUUCAGGAACAUUUGGAAACGAAGAGCUAAAUUGUAUAGAAAGACUUAUAUGGACCUACUAAACGGAAAAACUGACAAUGGCAAGAAAUCUGUUAACGCUAAUGAACUUACAGAUUCUUUAUUAUUUAAAAAACCAAUGGAUGAUCAGUUUGUAGAACCAACGUGGUAUAACGAUUUCAAAAACGGUGUUGAAAGGUUUUAUGAUAUUGAAAACUACAAUGUCAAGUUAACUCCAGAAUUACAACAAUCACUCGAGGAGAUAACCAGAGCAGAUCAAGAGUAA
Molecule: messenger RNA, 1911 nt
Organism: Naegleria lovaniensis
Lineage: Eukaryota; Heterolobosea; Eutetramitea; Acrasida; Naegleriidae
Exons: 3
Coding region: 1-1911 (636 amino acids)
Source: RefSeq, a predicted model, not a curated record